Molecule: messenger RNA, 5187 nt
Organism: Plasmodium malariae
Lineage: Eukaryota; Apicomplexa; Aconoidasida; Haemosporida; Plasmodiidae
Product: conserved Plasmodium protein, unknown function
Exons: 7
Coding region: 1-5187 (1728 amino acids)
Source: RefSeq, a predicted model, not a curated record
AUGAAUGAUGAUCAGAAGACCGAUUUCAGACUCGAUCAAUCAACGUCAAGCAACGGAUUGUUUACCGUCAUAGAGCGAAAGCCGCUCUCGUCAUUAGAUAACAACGAAAGUUUGAAUAUAAGCAAUUUGAGUGACCCCCUUAGUAACUCAAUCGAUAGUUUGACGAAAAAAAAAGAUGAUCGUACACUUAUCAGUGAUAAUAUAUGUGAAGCAUAUAGAUUGAAUAGCUCACAAAUUUUAAAUGACAAUUUAGAUAAUACUGUAAGUAGAAUAAGUUAUGUAGAUGAUGAUGUUUCGUCUUUUUAUGAUUCGGAAAAAGAUGAUGAAUUUUAUUUUGAUAAUGAUAUUUCCACUCUUGGGUCUUGUUACUCAAUUUCAAGCCCAUUGAAAGUUAGUAAAGGGAAAAAAGUAAGGAGCAGUGUGGCGUCUACAACGAAUAGGAGUAGUAACAACAAUAGCAAUAGUAAUAGUAAUAACAAUAGUAAUAGUAAUAACAAUAGUAAUAACAAUAGUAAUAACAAUAGCAAUAGUAAUAGUAAUAACAAUAGUAAUAACAAUAGUAAUAACAAUAGUAGUAACAGUAAUAGUAGUAAUAAUAUCGAAGGGCAUAAUAACAUCGUGUUGGAUGAGAAUUACUCGUAUUACGCCCCAUAUAUGAAUCGACAUUAUAGUAAGAAAUAUUCUAAGAGAGAUCGAAACAAAAGAAGAGAAGGUGGAGGGGAUUAUAGUGAUCAAAGUAAAAUCAAAAUAUGCACGUCAAGUACACAUGAAGAUAAUUUAAAUGACUAUGAUAAAGAGGAAUUAGUAAAAAGUAAAAACAGGGAAUUAUUAUUUAAUGAGGACAUAGGGCAUAAUAAAAUGAUUGUUGAUGAGAAAUCUUUUCGCGUGAACAAGAACAUUUACCGAAUAGUAAAUAUGAAUAAGGAGGACGAAGAUGAUGAGGAAAGUUUUUUAAGAAAACUUGCACAUAUUAGUAGAGGUAUGAUAAGGAAAAAGAAGAGCAAAGGGGGUGUACAGGUCCAGGAAUCGGAAAGAGGGGAAGAACUGGAAGAGGCGGAGGAACACCAUCACAGGCAUAAUGCAAAUGCAAAAUUUCGUAAGAUGAGAAAUAUUUUUACAAGUAAGGAGAGCGAAUCUAAUGAAGCAUAUAACAAGGACUCGAAAUAUUACAAAAACUCGAAUAGAUUUAGUGAAGGGCAUGUUUUAAAGAAAUAUAAUUACCUAUCAAGAUAUAACAGUGACAAGAGAAUAAAAUAUAAAGAACUAAAUAACAAGGAAGGAAGAAAAUCGUAUUCUGAAGAGGACUAUGAUGAUAGACACUGUUAUGAAGGUUACGACGAAUCAUUGCCCUAUGAUUAUGCGAUAACAAAUAAAAUAGAGUCGAGUGGUGAUAGUAACAAUGAUAACAAUGGCAUUAAUAACGAACAUAGUGAUAGUAACAACAACCGCAGUGCGCAGCUUAAAAAAAAGAGGGAGGACGAGUUAAAUUCGAAUAAUGAAUACAUUUCAAAAAACAAAUUGCCCAAAAAAAAUGAAGUGAGGGAACAUGAAUUGCAUGAAGAUGAUAUAUAUUAUGAACCAUAUACGAGAAAAAAUAUUAGGUCCGUAGCACAAUGUAAUGAUGAUAGUGAUGUGUUAAAUACUAAGCAUAUAUUUCAAAAAAAUAAAAAAAAUGUAGAUUAUAAUAUUUCUAAUAAUGGAAAAGAGGUAAUAUUUGAUGGAAACAAGGAAAAGAUGAUGAUGAGUGGUCAUAUAAGAUUUAAAAAUAUGUUAUCAAACAAAUACGAAGAUUAUUAUAGUAACACAAUAAAGCACGAUGAUUAUUACCGAGGUGCACGCAUAAAAAGAGACAGCUCUUUUGAUGCAAACACCAAUAGAUAUAAUAAAUAUGCAGAUAAUUAUGUAUACAGCAACGCGGAUGGGAAAUAUAUGAACGGUGAAGGUGCGAAUUAUAGGAAUGAUGAUGAUAUUAACAAUCACAAUAUUAAUGAUAAUAAUGAUUAUAAUAAUAUUGAUAGUAAUAUAGAUAGUAGCAUUGAUAUUAACGUAGAUAAUAAUGUCGAUGGUAAUAUCGAUAGUAACAAAAGGAAACUUGUUUACAAUUUGAAUAAGAUGCAGAAGGAGGAAGGCGAUGGUAAAAAAUAUUACAGCAACGUGUAUGGCAAAGCGAAUAGAGUGCAAGGAGAUGAAGACGAUUAUACUGACACUUAUAGAAAAGAGAAAUAUGUGGAAGGUUUAUCUGACCGAAAUAAGAUAGAUGGUUACACUAAUGAUGAUUAUAAAAAUGUGGAAGGAAAUGUCGACUUUUACUACAAUAAAAGGGCCAAUGCAAUAAGCUGUAAAAAUAUAAAUAAGAAUAAUAAGAUAGAGAAUAAUAUAUGCAGAGAUGAGUACAACCAUUAUCAGGAGUUUUAUUAUGAUAGGGAGUUAUACAACGAUAGGAAGAUAUACAACGACAGGAAGUUAUAUGAUCAUAGGAACUCUCAUCAUGAUAACUCUUACGAUAACAAAAGUAACAAGUAUUCUUCCACUGUGAAUCGAAAAUAUGAAGAAGGCGAUUCUUGCCUGUACGGUGCAGGUACUUCUUCAACAGCUGUCCACAAAAAUGAAUAUUAUAAUAAAAAUUAUUCGCAUUUAAAAUCAAAUGAUCAUUUAAAUGAGAAUUACAAUAAUAUUAUGUAUGAAUAUAGUGGAAAGUCAGGUAACGACGUGUACAGCCGUAUGAAUGCAAGAAAUGGUUAUAACGAUGCAGAUUAUUACAACGAUAGUGGUAAUGUUAGUGGUAAUGUUAGUGGUAAUGUUAGCGGUAAUGUUAGCGGUAAUGUUAGCGGUAAUGUUAGCGGUAAUGUUAGCGGUAAUAAUAACAAUGAUGACGAAAAUGAUGAUGGUAAUAACUAUGAAGUGAGAGUUGCGCAGAAUAACCCGAUUUACAGCACGUAUGAACCGUACGAACAAAAUAAUGAAGAACAUAAUAACGGAAUGUAUGGUAAAAUAAAAUAUAGGAAUAAUUACAACAUAAACAAUGUAUACUUCGAUGAAGAUCUAGAUGAGCAGGGUGCAUAUUUAAAUGGUGUAAACAGGUAUCAAAAUAUGCCCAAUCAACAGAGUCAUCAUACUCAAUAUGCUCACCAUACGCAGCAUAUGAAUUAUAAGGAGCCAUUGUAUGAUCAGGAAAGCAGCAGGAAUAAUAACAUGCUAAAUGAAAAAGGAUUAAAUGAAAAUGGUGAGAAAGUAAAGGAGGAUAAUCACCAGCAGGGACAUAUACCCUUGACUAUAUCCGAUCCCAUGAAUGAUGAAAAAAGGGAGGAAGAAAAAAAUUCAACCAAACUAUUAAUUGAUUCAAAGAGUAGUACAAAUGGAAUUACAGAAAUUAUCGAUGGGAAGGAGAACAUGACAGUCGGUUUAGUUAAUAAGGAUAAUGUGAUAUCUGAGGAUAAUGUAAACAAGCCAAAUGCAGUGAUGGAUAAUAACAAUAUAUUAAAUCAAAAUGUUGUUCUUCCUGUUGUUACUACCUCGUCUGCACCCCCUAUUGGGAUGAAUAAUACUGAAACUAUAAAUAAACAAAGUGGUGAACAACUUCAUACACCUACUCCUGCUGCACCACCACCUCCUGCUCCUCCUGUGAAGAGAAAAAGGGGAAGACCGAAAGUAAAAAAGACAUCAACUGAGGAAACACAACAAAAUGAAAUACAAAAUAGCGUAAUACCACCUUAUCAGGGAGUUGGCCAAAAUUUACAAACAAAUAAUUUAAAUACGGUUAAUACGAAUAUAAUAAAUGACCCUAACCAACCAUUAUAUAGUAACAUAAGUUCAGUUAUUAACCCAUCCUAUAAUAAUCAACUGGCACAUAAUAUAAAUACGCAUUUACAUAUACCUCCUGAGCUGCAGCCCCAUGGUCAGACUGUGAAUUUUCAGGUACCACCAGGUCCUACUCAGACACUCAUUCAUCAGUUAACCGAUCCGAUAAAUCAGCAGUUAGGACAACCCAUAGUUCAAAAAAUUGGAGGUCACUUAGAUAACCACUUAACACAGCAGGUCGGCCAGCCAUUAAGCCAGCAAAUAGGCAUGCCAAUUAGUCAGAUUGGCCAACAGAUGAAUCAGCAGAUGAAUCAACAGUUAAAUCAGCAGCUAAAUCAGCAGUUAAACCAGCAAAUAAAUCAGCAGCUAAACCAGCAAAUAAAUCAGCAGUUAAAUCAGCAGAUGACUCAUCAAUUGAGCGAGCAACUAAACCAGCAGCUAAAUCAGCAGCUGAGUCAGCAGCUGAACCAGCAGUUGAACCCUCCCUAUAACCAGCACAUGUACAAUAACAACAGUUUAAACAACAACAUGAAUAAGCAAAUGACUCAGUCGGUGUAUAUGAUUCCAAAUAGAAUAAACAACAAUUUUAAUGGAAAUAUGAAUGAUGAGCAAUAUGGACCAAUAUAUGCAAAUUUUGAUAAAGAUGUACCAAACAACAAUAACGUUGAUUCGAAUUAUUAUUAUACAAAUGUAGAUCAAAUGAAAAACCAUAAAGAAAAGUUUUUUCAUGGCGGUGAUGAAAAUGGAAACAAGAAUAACAAAAGACAUACUACUAGAUCAACUGUCAGCGCAUCAGAUGAGAGAAACUCAGAUAGAGAAUUAAAAAAAGUACACAAAAAGAGGGGAAGAAGAAGAAAGACUGAUAAUGAACAAGACACAGAUUAUAAAACAGGAAAUAGUAACACUAACGCGAAUGCUAGUGUUAAUACUAACGUUAAUAAUAGUGAGAACAUGUCUCAAGGUACACAUAAAUAUAGCGUAUGUAAUGAGAAUGUGAGAAAUGAGCACAAAAGUGAUCCAGGGUACUCAACGUUUGUGGAUGAAAACAACAAAACUGUUUCUUAUAGAGUCUCGUAUCACCCUGCGGAUGCCGUUUGGGAGAAGAUAUCAGGUGUUAAGUUCGGUCCUAUGAUUUUAACAGCUCAGAGUAGGACAACAAAUGUUAUUUUGUCGAAAAAGAGAUCGAUUGAACUGGGGAAUAUUCUGCAUAACCUUAUAUAUGGUUAUAUAUACAAAGGAGACAAUGUCAGGCUGACCAUAGGGAAGGAAUCGAAAAAUGUUAAAAGUGGCUCACCUUUUUUCUUGCCAAGUUUUAUGGACUGCAGUAUACACAACGACGACGACCUGGGGUCCGCUAAGAUAUUUUUGUGUUUUGUUUACCUGAAGUGA